Messenger RNA from Setaria italica (foxtail millet), 2200 nucleotides. Its product is annotated as 3-ketoacyl-CoA synthase 12. Gene Ontology annotation, cellular component: membrane. NCBI's taxonomy places the organism in Eukaryota, Viridiplantae, Streptophyta, Magnoliopsida, Poales, Poaceae. The record is from RefSeq and is a predicted model, not a curated record. Gene Ontology annotation, molecular function: acyltransferase activity, transferring groups other than amino-acyl groups. Gene Ontology annotation, biological process: fatty acid biosynthetic process. Bases 313 to 1698 code for a protein of 461 amino acids. The transcript is spliced from 2 exons.
AACCCCUCUAAUAAAUCUCCCCCUCUUCCCUCCCACCAAACCCACCCCCACACACACCAAGCUCGUUACUACUAGUCACUAGAGCUGGCGGCUUGAGCUGUUUAGCCGACCAAGAACUCACACACAUCUCCUCCGGUUCCUCUCUCCAUCACCACCAUCUCCAUGAGCAGCAGCCACACGCGUCCCGCAUUGCCAGCACCUUCUUCCUCGUUGCUGCACGUCUAGCCAGCCAGCCCGCCAGAUCUCCAUCUCCUGACUCCUGACAAGAACAAGAGCCGGAGGAGGGCGUGCCUAGUGGAUAGCUUGCCGGCGAUGGAGCUGGUGGCGAUGCUGACGCUGACGCUUCUGGCGUGCUCGGCGGCGAUGCUGGCGCGGCUGCUGGUGGCACGGGCGCGGCGGCGGCGCUGCUACCUGCUGGACUACGUGUGCUACAAGGCGACGGACGACCGGAAGCUGCCGACGGACCUGUGCGGCGAGAUCAUCCAGCGGAACAAGCUGCUGGGGCUGGAGGAGUACAAGUUCCUGCUCAAGGUCAUCGUCAACUCCGGCAUCGGCGAGGAGACGUACGGCCCGCGCAACAUCAUCGAGGGCGGCGAGGCCCGACCGGACCGCCUGAAGGAGGGGAUGGAGGAGAUGGACGAGACCUUCCACGCCGUCCUCGACGAGCUCUUCGCCCGGUCCGCCGCGCCGGGGGGAGUCGGCAUCCGCCCCGCCGACGUCGACAUCCUCGUCGUGAACGUGUCCAUGUUCUCGCCGGCGCCGUCUCUGGCGGCGCGCGUGGUGCGCCGCUACGGCCUCCGCGAGGACGUCAAGGUGUACAACCUCACCGGCAUGGGAUGCAGCGCCACGCUCAUCGCCCUCGACCUCGUCAACAACUUCUUCAGGACGCACGCGGGGCAGGUGGCGCUGGUGAUGACGUCGGAAUCGAUCGCGCCCAACUGGUACGCCGGCAACAAGCGCUCCUUCAUGCUGGGCAACUGCCUCUUCCGCUCCGGCGGGUGCGCCUACUUCCUCACCAACGACCCCCGCCUCCGCCCGCACGCCAAGCUCCGCCUCCGCCACGUCGUGCGCACCCACACGGGCUCCUCCGAGGAGGCCUACAACUGCGCGCUCCAGAUGGAGGACGACGCCGGCCGCCCCGGCUUCCACCUCGGCAAGGAGCUCCCCCGCGCCGCCGUGCACGCCUUCGUCCACAACCUCCGCGUCCUGGCGCCCCGGGUGCUCCCCCUGCCGGAGCUCCUCCGCCUCGCCUGCGCCACCCUCUCGGCCCGCCUCGCCCGCAAGAAGCAGCGCGGGUCCAACCACCUCACCAUCCGCAUGAAGGCCGGCGUCGACCACUUCUGCGUCCACACCGGCGGCGCCGCCGUGAUCGACGGCGUCGGCAAGGGGCUCACCCUGACGGAGCACGACCUGGAGCCGUCCCGGAUGACGCUGCACCGCUUCGGCAACACCUCCGCCAGCAGCGUCUGGUACGUGCUGGGCUACAUGGAGGCCAAGGGCAGGCUCCGGAAGGGCGACCGGGUGCUCAUGCUCACCUUCGGCGCCGGGUUCAAGUGCAACAGCUGCGUGUGGACAGUGGAGAAGCCGGCAACCGACGCCGGCGUCUGGAAGGACCGCAUCGACCAGUACCCGCUCAAGGACGUCUCCAACCCCUUCAUGGAGAAGUACGGGUUCGUCAAGGACAUGAUGAACUUGUGAUCGGCCGGCCAGGAGUCAGUGAUGUCGACACGAUCGACCACGCACUGCUCCACUUAAUUCACAUGCGUAUAUAGGAUACAUCCGAGUAAUUCUUCGACAGGUUCAGGCAAGGAUGGAGCAAACUUGCUUCAGAAGCAGAGAGGGUCGAUGGAUGGAUGGAUCACCAUUAUAUUCAAUUCAGUGUUACUACCGUGUUAAUUACUUGAACACAAGAAGGGGAACGAAGAUUAAGCUGAAGAGGAUUCAUAGGUAUAAGUAGCUUAUGAUUCUUUUGUGGGGGGUGGUGGUGGUGGUGGUGGGAAGACUUUACGUAGCAGGGGAUAUGGUUUCUUUUUCUUCUUUCUUCUCUCUUCUUCUACCAGUUUCUGCUUGGUCGUCAGUCGGUGCCGUGUUGUUCUUUAUUAUUUACUACGAAUGGUGAUGGAUUAAAGUGGAAUUAUUCUUUAAUGGAGUUCUUAUGUAAGGUUGAUAAUAAAAGGUCAUACGCAUAGUACUGUAAACA